This is a messenger RNA of Acanthocheilonema viteae, 2376 nucleotides long. Lineage: Eukaryota; Metazoa; Nematoda; Chromadorea; Rhabditida; Onchocercidae. The record is from the annotation of a GenBank genome assembly.
AUGAAUCAGCCAAUAUUGCUUAUUGCAAUGGCUAUAGUGGACAGUAAAGAUCUAUCAGUGGCAGUUAUUGGUGAAGGUGCUGCUGGGGCAUCGUCAGCUUUGGCGCUCAUCGAACGUGAUCCAAGUCUUAAUAUCACCGUCUUUCACAAUGUACCAUUUGAACAGACUGUUAGUUUUGGUCCUGCUGGCUUAUUUCGAGUUGAUACACUUCAAAACAGAGCUUAUGGAAAACGAUCAUUUCGUCGUUAUGCUAAAUUGUUUCGCGAGUACGGUGGUGAAAUAUCUGGUGUUAAUUUAUUAUCAGGGCAUAUUUUAUCAACAAAUUUGACAGAACUUGUUGAACAAGUUCCUAGGAUUACUGAAAUUGUUUUAAAGGAUGAAAUUUAUGGUGAUACUGUCUACAAUUUUCGUUAUCUUCGAGAGAAUGAAAUGCAACAGUUCGCUGAUCAAGGUGAAAAUGAUCGUAUGUUUGCGAUUCAUUUUACAACAUAUACAACAGAAGGAGGUAAAUAUGUACCGUGGAUGAAAAAGCAAUUACUAGCAAAAGGUGUACGUUUUAUACAACGUCAUAUUAAUACAGUUAGAGAUGAGUUUGAUGUUAUCGUGAACUGUGCGGGAUUAAACGGUGGUAAAGUAGCAGGUGAUGGUGAUCACAGGAAUAUGUUUCCGAUACGAGGCAUUAUAUUUGAAGUUAAUGCAACAUGGCAUAAACAUUUCCUAUACAAAAGAUUUGAUACAUUUUCUAUACCAACCACGGAUAAAGUGUUCAUUGGAUCUGUGAAACAGGCAGAUAGAUAUGAUCUUGAAAUUACGCCCGCUGAUCGGAUUAAUAUUCUUAAUCGGUACUAUCGAUUGCAACCAGCAAUUAAAGGUGCAGCUAUUCUGAGCGAAUGGUCUGGUUUGAGACCGGGUCGAAAGGGAGGUAUCCGAUUGGAAAUGACAACAAUUCGAUUCUCAGCUCCGAAAUUAAAGGAAAGUUUUAAGGACAAAAUAGUCAAGAUAGUACACAAUUAUGGUCACGGUGGACAUGGCUUAACUUUAGGUUGGGGUUGCGCUGAAACAGUUGCUGAUCUUAUUUUAGGCAGCAAUAGCAGUGAAAUAACAUUGUGUGACAGAGAAAUAGCAAGAAGAAAAGAAGAGAUCGAAAGUUACAAAAAGAUACAAAAACAUCUCGAGGAUCUCCCAAAGAAACUUGCACAUAAUGUUAACGUUCCAUUGGGUAAAGCGGGUUUUAUGCCUGGUCGAGUCGUACAUACCAAUAAAGUAAUGGUUUUACUUGGUAAUAAUUAUUUUGCAGUAUGCUCAUGCUUUCAUGCAUGUGAAAUUAUUGAGCGUCGAAUAUCCCUUAUCCAGAAGAGCAUCAACGAUUUCGAAGGACAGAAGAAGCGUGCGUUAACUCAAAUGAAGUUGGGUAGUGAAUUGUUUGAUUUGGAAAGGGAACAAGUUGAAAUACGGGAGCCAUUUGAUGAGGCAAAGUAUGAGGAAGAAAAGAAGUUUAGGCGUACGCAUAAAAAAAAUGAUGUACGGCGAGAAAAACGGGAAGAAAAAUGCAAUACUGAGGAAGAUUUCGAACAAGAAAGCGAAAGAUUGAAUGACAUGAAGAAUACAGCUGAAGCAGUCAACGAAUUAGCGAAUACUAAAUAUUUGUGCACAAAAACAGAUGAGAAGCUGAGUGAAGCCGAAGACUAUAAAGAACGAUUUAAUGAAAAAAUCGGAAACUUUCCUGUGGAUUAUCAAAAAUUGCUAGAAAGAUUGAACGAACUUGAAAGACAAGAGGAAGAAGCAGGUGAAUUAGAAAGCGAUUAUAGCAGUAGUCUUGAUUCGGACGAUUUUCCCUUAAAAAAUAAAGAAGCUACAACUAGUAACAAUUUGUUGGAAGAAAUGCAAGAAGUGAAAAGGAUGGAAUCGAUGCAUAAUGAAAAGGAAGGUAUUAGUCAACUAGUGUUAAAAGAAGCGAAUAAUGAAUCGCAAAAAAUACGGCGUACAGUUCGUUUCAAGAGUGAAGAUGAAGCUUACUCAGCUAAUACAACACCAAUUUCAUCGCCGAAUUCAGAAAUACCGCUGCAUGAAAAUGAACCGAAAAUAAUUAUAAAUGAAGAUCCACGUUUCUCAUGUUCUUUGCCACGUUCCAUUUUACGUAAUUUUAAUGAAAAAUCUCCAGUUGAUGUCGAUGCUUUAGCUGCUGCUGAAUUAAAAAAUCGGAAGGAGAUUGUACCGAUUUCUGAACAGGCAUUUACGGGUAAAGUGUUGGAGAGGCAUCUACCUGUUGAUAAUGAUACAAAAGUCACCGAAUCAACACCAGUUAUAAUGCCUUCGAAGGUUGGUUCACCUCGACGAGUUUCACGUUUUAAAAUGUCUCGCGCCUAUCUGGAUUAG